Messenger RNA from Filobasidium floriforme, 1257 nucleotides. Its product is annotated as voltage-dependent anion channel. Gene Ontology annotation, biological process: transmembrane transport; sulfite transmembrane transport. NCBI's taxonomy places the organism in Eukaryota, Fungi, Basidiomycota, Tremellomycetes, Filobasidiales, Filobasidiaceae. Gene Ontology annotation, molecular function: sulfite transmembrane transporter activity. The record is from RefSeq and is a predicted model, not a curated record. The transcript is spliced from 7 exons. The coding region runs from base 1 to 1257 and encodes 418 amino acids. Gene Ontology annotation, cellular component: plasma membrane.
AUGGGGACCUUCACCUUUCCCCGUCCUACCAAGAACCAUUGGAGAGGAACUCGACAUGCGGCGAUGAGAGCGGUCGAGCUGUUCACCCCGCAGAUGUAUGUCACAUGUAUGGGUACCGGAGUGUUGGCGGUUCUUCUGAACAGGAAUCCUUAUCAGUUUCGAGGUCUCGAAACCAUCUCCACCGUGGUUUUCGUCUUGGACCUCGUCCUCUUCACAACGAUUACCCUGACAUUCUUCACCCGGUGGAUAAUGUUUCCCGCGCCGACCCGCAAGAUGUUUGAUUCGGACGUCGAUCAGACCACCUACCUCUCCUGCGGGACGAUCGCUGCAGCGACCCUCGUAGAGCUCGUCACCCUCAUACCCGGAACACAUUGGCACAAUUGGGGUUAUGCAGCCUAUGCUCUCUGGUGGGCUGUGGUAGUUCUCUCUCUCUUCGCCGGAAGCGUGGUCUACUGGAUCCUGAUCAGGGAUGAAGAAGUCCACUUGGGGAACUUGAGUCCGACGUUGCUAUAUCCCGUCACAGGGAUACUGGCGACCAGCGCAUCGGGGGCGGUCGUCGUCAGCUAUAAUGAGGACAUCGGACCGGGAUUAGGAGUCGGCGUUGCGGUCGUUUCUUAUCUCCUGCUCGGAAUGGGUUUCUUCCUAGCCGUCUUGACCCUGACAGCCUACUUUACUCGUCUCCUCACCAAUCAAACCCCGGACCCGAAAAAGAUCGCCGCCCAGUUCAUUCCCGUCGCGGCGCUUGCCAAUGCCGCCUAUGCAUUCGACGAACUGGGAUACGUCGCUGGGCCCAAGAAGAGAUUGUUGCAGACGUUCGGAAAGGGACCGACCGCGGUCAGCGGGGUCGGCGACGGUAUGUACGCGAUGGGGAUCGUUUGGAGCUUGAUGUGUUGGGGAUUCUCCGUGUACUGGAUGAUCAUCGGAUUCCUGACAUUCUUCUCGGACGCGAAAAAGUCAAAGUUUUCGCUCUACACCUGGUCGGCCGCGUAUCCGAUUGGCGCUUUUGGAGUCGCAUGCACCCAGUUCGCCGAGGGUUUUGAUUCCACCGCCUUUCGCGUCGUCUCCACCAUCAUAUGCAUCUUCUCGGUCAUCUACUGGUUGUUCCUGGUCGUCUACACCUUGCCGCUCCUGAUCUCGGGGGAGUUGUUAUUGCAGAAUGGUCGACAUAAGGGGGAAGAGGAGGAAGAAGAAGAAGGUGUGAGGGACGGAGAAGGCGAUGGUGGGGGAUCGAGUCGGCGUACGACGUCUGACGUAUGA